AUGGCGAAGCUCGAAGAAAUAGACAAUUCCGAGGCCAAAAUCAAGAAGAAGAGGAAUCAUGGAUCCACCAGAUUCUUUGUCUUUGUUGAUUACCUUUUCCUCUUUAUUUUUCUGGGUUUCCUAUGCUUCAUCAUCUUCAAAAUUCUUGUUUCUUGUGGUGUUGGGAGUCGUAUCAUGUCGUGUGGCAGAUCUAAUUCCAAACCUGGAAGGUUGUGGCAUGUGCAGUUUUGA
Sphenostylis stenocarpa is the source of this 231-nucleotide messenger RNA. The record is from the annotation of a GenBank genome assembly. Lineage: Eukaryota; Viridiplantae; Streptophyta; Magnoliopsida; Fabales; Fabaceae.